CGAUAUUUAAGCUGGAAUUACAAGUGAAAUAGCCCAGUAACGUUCAGUUCAACCAAGCACUUCAAACCCACCAUGGGCUCUCCCUCUGCAAGGGAGCGCUUCAGUCUGGAGGAGCAAAAGCAGCUGGAAAUUGAAAAUGGUAUUGAUUCUCGGCAAAUCGAGACAACAGAAUGGUUGCUUAAUUCUCCUGAUCCUCCAAAUUUCCUGCAAGAACUCUUCAUUUCCAUAAGAGGAAUUGUCUUUCCUUGUGGAAGAGGCAACCACCAUUCAUCAUCAUCAUCAUCAUCAUCAUCAUCGACUAGCCAAAGACGCAUUCUGUGCUUCUUCCAAGAUCUGUUUCCAAUCCUCAGCUGGGGCAGAAAGUACAAGGUUUCAAAUUUCAAAGCUGAUCUCAUGGCAGGUUUAACCCUUGCAAGCCUUAGCAUCCCCCAGAGUAUUGGAUAUGCUAAUUUAGCAAAACUUGAUCCUCAAUAUGGAUUAUACACCAGCGUCGUCCCGCCCCUCAUCUAUGCAUUAAUGGGCAGUUCAAGAGAGAUAGCAAUUGGACCAGUAGCAGUGGUUUCAAUGCUGCUAUCUUCCAUGGUUCCCGACAUAGUAGACCCAGUAUCUGACCCUGUUUCCUACAGGAAUAUAGUCUUCACAGUCACUUUCUUCGCCGGUAUUUUUCAGGCCAUCUUUGGAUUGUUCAGAUUAGGCUUUCUGGUGGAUUUUCUUUCACAUGCUGCAAUCGUCGGGUUCAUGGCUGGCGCAGCCAUCGUCAUAGGGCUUCAGCAACUCAAGGGACUACUCGGAAUGAGCCACUUCACCACAAAAACAGAUGUCAUCUCUGUUUUACACUCCGUUUUCAAAUCAGUUCGCCAUGAAUGGUAUCCUUUUAAUUUUGUCCUGGGGUGCUCCUUCCUUAUCUUCCUUCUAAUUGCAAGAUUUAUAGGAAGAAGAAACAGAAAACUGUUCUGGUUUCCAGCUAUUGCUCCUUUGAUAUCAGUAAUCUUAUCCACUAUGAUGGUAUUUCUGACAAAAGCCGACAAACAUGGAGUGAAGAUAGUAAAACACAUUAAAGGAGGACUUAAUCCAAGUUCAGUCCACAAGCUACAGCUCCAGGGCCCCCAUGUUGGACAAGCUGCCAAAGUUGGAAUAAUUUCUGCUGUCAUUGCUCUCACCGAAGCCAUUGCUGUAGGCCGUUCAUUUGCUUCCAUUAAAGGAUACCAGCUGGAUGGCAACAAGGAAAUGUUAGCUAUGGGGUUCAUGAACCUUGCUGGAUCUUUAACUUCUUGUUAUGUCGCAACAGGUUCAUUUUCCAGGACUGCUGUGAAUUUCAGUGCAGGAUGCCACACUGUCGUAUCAAAUAUGGUUAUGGCCAUUACAGUGUUAUUGUCACUGGAACUUUUUACAAGGCUGUUGUAUUACACUCCUGUCGCCAUUCUUGCUUCAAUUAUCUUGUCUGCACUUCCUGGGCUAAUUGACAUCAAUGAAGCUUACUACAUCUGGAAAGUUGACAAACUAGACUUCCUAGCUUGCAUCGGUGCCUUCCUUGGAGUCUUGUUUGCGUCUGUAGAGAUUGGGCUUCUGGUUGCGGUGACAAUCUCAUUUGCCAAGAUAUUACUGAACUCAAUUCGACCGGGGAUUGAACUACUUGGAAGACUUCCAAGAACAGAAAUCUUUUGCGAGAUCAACCAAUAUCCCAUGGCCAAGAAAACGCCAGGCAUCCUGACCAUCCGUGUCAACUCUGGCUUACUUUGCUUUGCCAAUGCCAAUUUUGUCAGAGAAAGAAUAAUGAGGCGGGUGACAGAGGAAGCAGGGGAUGAAAUAGCAGGGGAUGAAAUAGCAGAAGCUGCAAAGGAAAGGGUUCAAGCACUAAUUAUUGACAUGUCAAAUAUAAUGAACAUUGACACUUCAGGGAUUCUAGCACUAGAGGAGCUGCACAAGAACCUGGUUUCCCAGGGCAUGGAAUUAGCAUUGGUGAAUCCGCGGUGGCCAGUGAUACACAAGCUAAAGUUGGCGAAAUUCGUAGACAGGAUUGGAAGAGGAUUGAUUUUCCUCAGUGUUGCUGAAGCUGUUGAUGCGUGCCUGAUCAGAUCUAAAUCAGCUAGUAUUAGUAGCUGCUAAUAGGGUCUAGCAAGGCCAACUUCAUGAGUCCAGUUAACUGGAUUUUAAAUUUACUGGUUUUCUAAUUUAUGUCACAAGGCUUUGUUGAUUAUACUUCGGAAUUAUGUUCCAUAAGACAAAUAUUUUGGAAUUAUGGAAUUGUGCUCUUACAAUUGCUUACAUAACUACAGAAACGAUGAACAGAGCAAUGAAAAAGCAAAAUGCUU
This is a messenger RNA of Rubroshorea leprosula, 2312 nucleotides long. NCBI's taxonomy places the organism in Eukaryota, Viridiplantae, Streptophyta, Magnoliopsida, Malvales, Dipterocarpaceae. The record is from the annotation of a GenBank genome assembly.